Molecule: messenger RNA, 720 nt
Organism: Colletotrichum godetiae
Lineage: Eukaryota; Fungi; Ascomycota; Sordariomycetes; Glomerellales; Glomerellaceae
Exons: 1
Coding region: 72-302 (76 amino acids)
Source: RefSeq, a predicted model, not a curated record
AGAAGAUCAUUUGUUUCAAUACAAGUCCACACCAGGUGUUUGUGUUUACAUAUUGUGGUCCGCAGACAAGAAUGUUGUACCAUCGCUACUUGUGGGCUUGGGCUAUGGCCUGUACCAUCACUGCCGCCAGUGCUACCUCUGACGUUUCUUUCACCUGGCCCCCUCCGCAAGGAUCCAUGUCAGACUUCGAGUACAAUCUACGAUAUGGAUGCGACUUCAUGACUUGGUGUGGUGGAUUUGAUGGCGGAUGCUCCGCCGAGGUAUUUACUAUUUACAACACCACACGCUCAGGCCGUUGCUAACGCGCUCAUAUGAUAGUGCCAACGGCAAGGAAAACAAGGAUGGAAAUGCACAAGUCCCAAUUGCGAGUGUUUUUGCGAAUAAUGUGGUGGCCAUUCCGUUAAUCCUUGUUUCGGGGACACGCAUCAGAAGGUCCAUCGAGCGAUUCCAUGCAGUACUGUUUCCAUUGUGACAUUGACAUUGGUUUCAAUGUAUCCAAAGUAUCCGAGACUAGCGCCCAUCUUGACGGGGAGUUACCACUGGGCAGGUAGUAAUGAGAGGCUUUGAGGCAACGCUCCUAUAGGAGGAGCUAGACUGUACAACACAGCAUGAAACGACCUUGGGCUCCCUAUAGCCAGCCUAAAUAUCUGGGUUACGAAAGCAGCGUCCAUUAUUUGGAUCGGCCCUGUGUACAUACAAUAAGCUUACUGCUAAAUCCCA